Ficedula albicollis (Collared flycatcher) is the source of this 1036-nucleotide messenger RNA. It is a transcript of the gene IL22RA2, whose product is annotated as interleukin 22 receptor subunit alpha 2. The transcript has 6 exons. The coding region runs from base 1 to 771 and encodes 256 amino acids. Lineage: Eukaryota; Metazoa; Chordata; Aves; Passeriformes; Muscicapidae. The record is from RefSeq and is a predicted model, not a curated record. Gene Ontology annotation, molecular function: protein binding; interleukin-22 receptor activity.
AUGCCCAGAAGGAAGAGAGGUACUUUUCAGUCAUGGAGCUCUCUCCUAAGCAUGAGGAGGAUCAUGCUUUCCUUCCUCUGCUUACUGAUGCACCUGCUUCAGGAUGAGACAACUUCACUUUUAGUUUUGGACAACCAUGACCUGCAAGAGUCCAUUAAGCCACAGAAGGUAGAGUUCCAUUCAUUGAAUUUCAACACCACUUUGCACUGGCAGCCUGGGUGGGCCAGAGAGGCCAGAGACGUGCUCUACUUUGUGCAGUAUAAAGUGUAUGGGCAGAGCACAUGGCAAAACAAAGAUGAGUGCUGGGGGAUUUCCAGCCGUGUCUGUGACCUAACACAUGAGACCUCUGACAUCCAGGAGCCUUACUACAGCAGGGUGAGAGCAGCCUUGGCUGGUGUCUAUUCCAACUGGAGCCUCAGCCUCAGAUUCACUCCUUGGCGAGAAACUAUGAUAGGACCUCCAAUGGUAACUGUGGUUCAUAGCAACAAAUCCAUAACAGUAAAGCUCCAGGCUCCACGUUCUCCUUAUAAAAGGAAGAGAGGCAGCAAAAUACCAAUGACAAAUUAUUAUGAUCUGCUGUACCAAGUCUUCAUAAUUAACAACUUUCUAGAUGAGCAACACAGGGUCCUGGUGUAUGAAGGGAAAGAGAAGGUUAUUAAAAUACAAGAUUUGAGGCCUGGAGUCAGCUACUGCAUCAUGGCUAAAAUGUACAUGCCAAUGCUGGACCACAGCAGUGCCUACAGCAGCAGGCAAUGCACCGUGCUGCACUGACAGGGCUGGCACCUCUGAGGCAGGGAUAAUGGCAGAAGAUGCCUUCCAUCACAGGUCCAGCUGUAAAUCACCAUCUGCUGUCUAUGUCUGGAAUACAUACUUGGAUAUUUUUAAACUAACCUUUGCUGCAUUAAAUUAUUUGGUUCAUUACAAUCAUUUUAUGCUACCUGAAGGUCAAGAAUUCUUUGUAUGUCUCGUAUUACAAUUUAUGAUGGUAUGUAUUUGCAUUUUCAAAGGAAACAGACUUGUAAUACAAAAAUAAAAG